CCGCCCUCACUCUCCUGCUGCCCGCAGCCCGGCACCACUCGGCAGCUCCGCGCCGAGGAGGGAGGCACCGCUGGAGAUAAUCCUUUCCCUCCCUGCCCCCCGCCCCGAGCAGCAGCAAGAGGAGGAGAGGGGCUGGCAGGAUGGCGACCGUGGUGGUCGAAGCGGAGCCGGACCCGUCUUGUAGCAUCCCCAACCCCGCGUCCCCCACGCCCAGCCUCUCGCACCGCUUCCUCGACAGCAAAUUCUACCUGCUGGUGGUCAUCGGCGAGCUCGUGACCGAGGAGCACCUGAGGCGAGCCAUCGGCAACAUAGAGCGAGGAAUCCGAUCAUGGGACACAAAUCUGAUUGAAUGCAACUUAGACCAAGAACUGAAACUUUUUGUGUCUCGCCAUUCAGCUCGGUUCUCUCCUGAAGUUCGAGGUCAGAAAAUUCUUCACCACAGAAGUGAUGUCUUAGAAACAGUAGUCCUGAUUAACCCUUCAGAUGAAGCAGUUAGUACUGAGGUGCGCUUAAUGAUCACAGAUGCUGCAAGACACAAGCUUCUUGUACUAACUGGCCAGUGCUUUGAAAACACAGGAGAGCUCAUUCUCCAAUCAGGAUCUUUCUCGUUCCAGAACUUCAUUGAGAUCUUCACUGAUCAAGAGAUUGGUGAAUUACUGAGCACUACACACCCUGCCAACAAAGCCAGUUUAACUCUGUUUUGCCCUGAGGAAGGGGACUGGAAAAAUUCAAACCUUGACAGACAUAACCUUCAAGACUUCAUUAACAUUAAACUCAACUCAGCAUCCAUAUUGCCUGAAAUGGAAGGACUUUCUGAAUUCACAGAGUAUCUGUCAGAAUCGGUAGAAGUGCCAUCACCCUUUGACAUUUUGGAACCGCCAACAUCUGGAGGUUUCUUGAAGCUCUCAAAACCCUGCUGUUAUAUUUUCCCAGGUGGAAGAGGGGACUCUGCAUUGUUUGCAGUGAAUGGAUUCAAUAUGCUCAUUAAUGGGGGAUCUGAAAGAAAAUCUUGCUUCUGGAAACUUAUCCGACAUUUAGACAGAGUGGAUUCCAUUCUGCUCACCCACAUUGGGGAUGAUAAUCUACCAGGAAUCAAUAGCAUGCUUCAACGAAAGAUAGCUGAGUUAGAAGAGGAACAGUCACAAGGUUCUACUACCAACAGUGACUGGAUGAAAAAUCUGAUCUCACCUGAUUUAGGAGUUGUAUUCCUCAAUGUUCCUGAAAAUCUGAAAAACCCUGAUCCUAAUUUUAGGGUAAAAAGAAGCAUAGAAGAAGCUUGUUUCACUCUCCAGUAUUUAAAUAAGUUGUCUAUGAAACCAGAACCUCUCUUUAGAAGCAUAGGAAAUACCAUUGAUCCUAUCAUUCUGUUUCAAAAAAUGGGAGUAGGCAAACUUGAGAUGUAUGUGCUCAAUCCAGUCAAAAACAGCAAAGAGAUGCAGUAUUUUAUGCAGCAGUGGACUAGUACAAGUAAAGAUAAAACUGAAUUACUGCUGCCAAAUGGUCAGGAAGUAGAUAUUCCAGUAUCCUAUUUGACCUCAGUCUCAUCACUGAUCGUUUGGCAUCCAGCAAAUCCUGCAGAAAAAAUAAUCAGAGUUUUGUUUCCAGGAAACAGUACUCAAUAUAACAUACUAGAAGGACUGGAAAAACUCAAACAUUUAGAUUUCCUUAAACAACCAAUGGUUACACAGAAAGACCUUACUGGUAAUAUACCUAGCCCAGCAGUGAAACAAGCAAAGCUGAAACAGCGAACGGACAGCAAGGAAAGUCUCAAACCUGCCACAAAGACACUAUCAACCAAGACUGUCAGAAAAGAAUCUAAAGAAGAAGCAUCUGAACCAGCAAAGCCUAGUCCUCCAGAAAAGCCUCAGAAAGUAGAAAGCAAGGAAAAGACUACAGUAAAAAAGGAAAAACCGGCAAAAGCAGAGACAAAACCUUUAGUAACAGAAAAAGAUAUGACAGUUAAGGAGGAGCAGCUAGUAAAAUCCGAAAUUGCUGAAAAACAAGCAGCAGAUGUCAAACCAAAAGUUGCAAAGGAGAAGCAUGUGAAAAAGGAAGUGAAAGUAAAAUCUGAAGAAAAGAGAGAGGAAAAAGAAAAACCAAAGAAAGAGGUUUCUAAGAAAGAGGAGAAAACACCUACCAAGAAAGAGGAAAAACCUAAAAAGGAAGAAAUCAAGAAAGAAGCGAAAAAGGAAGUGAAAAAGGAAGAGAGAAAAGAGUCUAAAAAAGAAUUAAAGAAAGAAACUCCCCAAAAGGAAGCUAAAAAGGAAGCUAAAAAAGAAGAGAAAAAGGAAAUUAAAAAGGAAGAAAAAGAAUCCAAAAAAGACACCAAAAAGCUUCCAAAAGAAACAAAGAAAACACCUGCUCCUUCAACUGAAGCCCGAAAGCCUGUGACAAAACCUAAAGCACAAAAGAAAGAGGAACCUGUUAAAAAGGAAGCUGGGCCUGCUGGAAAACCAAAGGAAAAAGGCAAAAUUAAGACAGUAAAGAAAGAGAGCAAGGUCAGUGAAACACAAGCUGCUGUGGCUGCAGUGGGAGCGGUUGCAGCAGUAGCAGCAGCUGCUGGAGUGGUAGCUAAUGGAAAAGAACUUGAAGCUGAGAGAUCCCUUAUGUCUUCACCAGAGGAUUUAACAAAAGACUUCGAAGAAUUAAAGGCUGAAGAAGUAGAAAUAGUAAAGGAAACAAAGCCUCAGGUAGAGUUAAUAGAAGGUGAAGAGAAACUAGCUGACUCAGAACAAAAGGAAGCACGUGAAAUCCAGAAAGAAAAACUAGAUACUGAAGGACCUGCUGACUCUCCUGAUGAAGGUAUAAUGACCACUGAAGCUGAGGGUGAAUGUGAACAGACACCUGAAGAGCUGGAGCCUGUAGAAAAGCACAGGGUUGAUGACCAUGAAAAAUUUGAAGAUGAAGGAACUGGUUUUGAGGAAUCAUCCGAAGCGGGUGAUUAUGAAGAAAAGGCAGAGACUGAGGAAGCUGAGGAACAAGAUGAAGAUGAGGAAGAAAAAGCAACAGUGGGCAUCACAAAACAGGAUAUUGGCAUGGCAAGAGAAAUGGGAGAGAUUGAAGCUGAUAAAUAUGCUAAAACUAAAGAUAAAUAUGUUGAAAAGGCAGAAUCUGAGGCAGGGGAUGAGCGAGCUGAAGAAGACAUGGAAGAGACUGUUGAAAAGGCAGAAACUGAAGAGACUGAAGAAGAAGCUGAGGACGAAGACAAAAUGGAGGAUGUCAGAGAUGAAGAAGAGGAAACUGAAAAAGUCGAAGCUGAAGAAGAUUAUGUUAUGGCUGUGGUAGACAAAGCUGCAGAGGCUGGUGAAGUUGAAGAUAAAUAUGGCUUACUCAUAAUCACACCAGCUAAACACUCUGAACCUCAGUCCCCAGCUGUUGAACCAGCAUCUUCUAUCCAUGAUGAGACUUUACCUGGCGGUUCAGAAAGUGAAGCAACUGUUUCCGAUGAAGAAAAUAGAGAAGACCAACAUGAGGAAUUCACUGCUACUUCAGGUUAUACUCAGUCUACCAUUGAAAUAUCCAGUGAGCCAACACCAAUGGAUGAAAUGUCAACUCCUCGGGAUAUCAUGAGUGAUGAAACGAACAACGAAGAAAGUGAAUCGCCUUCUCAAGAAUUUGUAAACGUUACUAAGUAUGAGACAUCACUGUAUUCUCAAGAAUAUACUAGACCUAAACUCUCUCCACUUCAUGAUGCUUUCAAUGGUUUAUCUGAAGGAUCAAAAACAGAUGCCACAGAAGGUAAAGAUUAUAAUGCUUCAGCUUCUACUCUCUCACCCCCUUCUUCAUUAGAGGAAGACAGAUUCUGCAAAUCUUCCUUUCAAGAAAUGUACCAUCAAAGAGAAAAUGAAAUCAAAAGUACUGCUAAAUUAGAAAUCAAAGAUACCUUUUCACAGGCAUUUGAGGGAAAAAAGCAUAGCCCAGCUAAGAGUCCAGUUCAGAGUCCAUCACCUCCAUCACCAGUUGCUAAAACACCACUAAGUGAACGUAGUGUGAACUUUUCUCUGACCCCAAAUGAGAUUAAGGCAUCAGUUGAACCUGUAGUGCUCACUGCAUUGCCUGAUGAACAUCCAGAAGUCAUUGAAGAGCACUCUGUCAGCCCGGAUGAUAAAACAUUAGAAGUGGUGUCUCCUGCACAAUCUGCUGCUGGUAGUGCAGGCCACACACCUUAUUAUCAGUCUCCCACUGAUGAAAAGUCCAGCCAACUUCCUUCUGAACUCACUGAAAAGGCAGCAGAGGCUCCAGUUAGUUUUGAAUUUAGUGAUGCCAAAGAUGAGACUGCAAAACCCAGAAUAAGCCCUAUGGAUGAGCCUGUGCCAGACUCAGAAUCGCCUAUUGAAAAAGUUCUCUCUCCUUUACGAAGUCCACCUUUGAUAGGUUCAGAGUCUUCCUAUGAUACAUUUUUGACUGCCGAUAUAAAGUCAACUGCCAGACUGACUGAGGGUCAUUUUGAGGAGAAAAGUGAAAAAGAAGAGUCUCCUGUUCAGAUAAGCCCAGUUUCUGAAGUCACCUCUGUGGAUCUUUUCCAAGGACAGCAAGAUGAAAAAGGUAUGGCGUUUAUGCCUGCUAAAGGUUUUGGUCUAGAAAAGAAUAUGGAGGAUAUUGAAGCUACCAGUUCUCAGUCUCCACUUGUUUUGGAUGAAAGGAAGUUAGCAGGAGAUAUCUCUCCUACACAAAUAGAUGUUAGCCAGUUUGGAUCUUUUAAAGAAGACACCAAAAUGUCAAUAUCUGAAGGUACAAUCUCUGACAAAUCUGCAACUCCCGUUGAUGACGUUGUAGCAGAAGACACAUAUUCACAUAUAGAAGGAGUUGCUUCUGUCUCCACAGCUUCUGUUGCUACUAGUUCAUUUCCAGAGCCUACUACAGAUGAUGUAUCUCCUUCUUUACAUGCUGAGGUUGGAUCACCACAUUCUACAGAAGUUGAUGAUUCUCUUUCUGUAUCUGUUGUACAAACACCGACAAUUUUUCAGGAAACAGAAAUGUCUCCAUCUAAAGAAGAAUGUCCGAGACCCAUGUCAAUUUCUCCACCAGAUUUUUCACCUAAAACUGCAAAAUCAAGAACACCAGUGCAAGAGCACAGAUCUCCUGAGCAGUCAACUAUGUCAGUAGAAUUCAGUCAGGAGUCCCCUGAGCAGUCUUUGGCAAUGGACUUUAGUAGACAAUCUCCAGAACAUCCCACAGGAGGCACUAGUGUACACCAUAUAUCUGAAAAUGGACCAACUGAAGUAGAUUAUAGUCCUUCAGAGAUACAGGAACCUACUUUUUCACAUAAGAUAUCACCUGUGGAGCAGACAUGUUAUACUCAAGAAAAGGAUCUUUCAGAGAUUAUUUCAGUAUCUCAGAUUGAAGCUUCACCCUCAACUUCAUCAGAACAUACACCUUCACAGGUAGCUUCUCCACUGCAAGAGGAAACUCUCUCAGGUAUCAUGCCACCCAGAGAUAUGCCUCUGCAUUCUUCAUUUACCUCAGAAAAGAUGCAGAGCCUAGGAGAAAAGCUUUCACCAAAGUCUGAUUUAUCUCCUUUAACUACAAGAGAAUCCUCUCCUUUAUACUCUCCUAGUUUUUCAGAUUCACCUCCUGCGAUCAAAGAAACAACUGCUGUUUGUCACUCACCAUCACUAUCACUUCAUGUGUCCUCAGAUAAAAUAUUUGGUUACCAUACCUCAGUAACACAUGACACAGUAGAAGACUCUCUAACAAAACAUAGUCCAGAGCCUUUAGCCUCCACAGAAAAAGAUGAAACCGAAAAAAUCACCAGGUCAUCUGAGGCUAUUAGUUAUUCCUGUGAGACAACUGGGAAAACCACUAGAUCACCAGAGGCCAUUAGUUAUUCCUAUGAGACAACUGGGAAAAUUACUAGAUCACCAGAGGCCGUUAGUUAUUCCUAUGAGACAACUGGGAAAACCACCAAGUCACCUGAACCUGCUCUUAGUUAUUCCUAUGAGGCAGCAGAGAAAACCACAAGAUCACCAGAGGCCAUUAGUCACUCCUAUGAGACAACAGAAAAAACCAUCAGGUCACCUGAAGCCAUGGAUUAUUUUUAUGAGAGAACUGGAAAAACCACCAGGUCACCUGAGGCUAUUAGUUACUCCUACGAGCCACCAGAGAAAACCACCAGGUCACCUGAAGCCAUGGAUUAUUCCUAUGAGAGAACUGGGAAAACCACCAGAUCACCUGAAGCUGUAGAAUACUCUUAUGAACCAACAGAGAAAACCUCCAGGUCACCUGAAGCUGUGGAAUACUCCUAUGAGAGAACUGGGAAAACCACCAGGUCACCUGAAGCUGUGGAAUACUCCUAUGAGAGAACUGGGAAAACCACCAGGUCACCUGAGGCUGUAAGUUAUUCCUAUGAGCCAACAGAGAAAACCACCAGGUCACCUGAAGUCAUGGAUUACUCCUUCGAGACAACUGGGAAAUCAACGAGAUCACCUGAGGCUGUUAGCUAUGCCUAUGAGACACCUGGGAAAACAACAAGGUCGCCUGAGGCUGUUAGUUACUCCUAUAAGACAGAUGUACAUUUUGCUGCAGAAAAAUCAUCUCUAGCAGAAACCCGUCAAGAUGUCGAUUUAUGCCUUGUGUCUUCCUGUGAAUACAAGCAUCCCAAAACUGAACUUUCACCCUCAUUUAUCAACCCCAAUCCCCUGGAGUGGUUUGCCAGUGAAGAACAGUCUCAAGAACAAGAAAAGCCAUUAACCCAGUCUGGAGGAGCCCAGCCACCGUCAGGAGGAAAACAGCAAGCACGCCAGUGUGAUGAAACUCCUCCCACCUCAGUAAGCGAGUCUGCUCCAUCUCAGACCGAUUCAGAUGUUCCCCCAGAGACUGAAGAAUGCCCUUCUAUUACUGCAGAUGCUAACAUUGACUCAGAAGAUGAAUCUGAAACCAUUCCAACUGAUAAAACAAUUACAUACAAACAUAUUGACCCUCCACCAGUCCCAAUGCAAGACCGCAGUCCUUCACCCCGGCACCCAGAUGUCUCAAUGGUAGACCCAGAAGCUUUGCCUGUUGAUCAGAAUUUAGGCAAACCUUUGAAGAAGGAUCUGAAAGAAAAGACCAAAACUAAAAAGCUGGGUACGAAGACCAAGUCUUCCUCACCUGCCAAAAAAAGUGAUGGGAAAUCAAAGCAGGUGGCUUCACCAAAGCCAGGUGGCUUAAAGGAAUCUUUAGACAAAGUUUCCAGAACAGCUUCUCCAAAGAAAAAAGAGUCUGUGGAGAAAGCAGCGAAAAAUAUCUCUAUUCCAGAAGUAAAAUCUUCCCGUGUUGAGGAAAAAGAUAAGGAGGCCAAGAAUGCAACAAAUUCCACAACAUCGAAGUCUGCAAAGAUUGCAACUUCAGGACCUGGAAAUAGUAAACCAGCAAAAUCCACAGCUGUGCCUCCAGGACCUCCAGUGUACUUGGACCUGGUAUAUAUUCCCAACCACAGUAAUAGCAAGAAUGUCGAUGUAGAGUUUUUCAAGAGAGUGAGGUCAUCCUACUACGUGGUGAGUGGGAAUGAUCCUGCAGCUGAAGAACCAAGCAGGGCUGUUCUGGACUCCCUACUGGAGGGCAAGGCUCAGUGGGGAAGUAACAUGCAGGUGACCUUAAUCCCAACCCAUGAUUCAGAAGUGAUGAGGGACUGGUAUCAAGAGACUCAUGAGAAACAGCAGGACCUCAACAUCAUGGUUUUGGCAAGCAGCAGCACUGUUGUUAUGCAAGAUGAAUCUUUCCCUGCAUGCAAGAUUGAACUGUAGAAACAAGGCCAUACACUACAACAUUAAACUUUACUUCCUGAAAUUCUUCAGUUUGAAAAUACCUUUUCUAAAAAUUCAACCCAUCUAAUUCAACUGCUGAACUAUAUACCUGCCAAAUGCUAUACUGUGUCACGGUGAUGCAAAUCACUAAUAUUUUUCAGUCUUUGCUGAUUGCUAAGGGAAAUAACAGUAUUCCCAAAGUAGGGUUCAGAUUACUGCAAAAUUACAGAUCCUGGUUCAUCUCUGCUGAACAUUUGGAAACCAUGCACUAGCAAACCCAACUGACUUCUGCCAGGUAGAGGCAUUUGACCUCGAAAGAAACACAAAGAGAGAGAGAAAUAGAGAGAGGGGUAGGAGGAGAAAGUAUAAAUAAUUGGGUCUGCAUUAGUCUCACGGCGAUAGAUGUAUUGCUUACUGCAGUCUGCUUAUGCUCUCACGUGAAAAGAAAGUUUUAAAUUUGUAUCAGUCUGAGUUAUAGGAAAGGGGGCCUUAGUUUACAAAAUUAUGUGAGCUAAUAAUAAAAGGAAACUAAAUGUGGCUUUGAAGGGACAUAAGAUCUAAACACUCAUUAGCCAUUAACUAAUUUGAACGCUGCAUACGGACGUAACAUAAUUAUCAUACACUAAAUAUGCAAGUAGUUUGAACCCCAUUCAGAACUCUAAAACUUUUCUUUUAACAUGCAAAUAUGUUGGUCUAAGGCAUGCUCCCAGUGAAUAUCUGUUUAGUCCACUCAAAAUUGACAAACCUGCAUGCUUAAACACUCAAGUCAACAGCCAAUUUACUGAAGCAAAAUACCAAAGCAGUUGGGGAGUACAUACAGUAGACAAAUUGCCUUAGAAAGUGACUUGAAUGUACAAAGAUACUUAAUGCACUUAUUUUUUAAUGUGAGACAGCAAGUUUAUAAAACAUCUGUUUAGGAUUAUAGUUACACCAGUAAAGAAGUGUGAGUGUGCAUGUGUGGUACUAGAAGCCUAUCUGAUUGGUCAAACAGCUUGGUACUAUGAAUUAUGUAUGUUGGCUGAACACUUCAUUGGUAACACCUGGACAGCUCAACAAAACAAGACAAGCAUUUUUGCAAGCUGCUUUUGUACUGCGGAAGCAAGAUUGAAGUGGUGUCCAGUAUCAGAAAUGCAAAACUUAGUGAAACACAGUAUAUUGAAAAAGGUUCUCAGCGAGUCUGUACAGUAUUUUACUUUCCUUUGUCUUACGUUAUUUUAUUUGUUAAUUUAAGAGUGAAUAUGGGAACAAAUGUACAGAGAAUUUUUUUUAGCUCUGUGUGAACUUUUAAUAGAUGACUUUUUAACAAAAUUUUUUGUUUACAGGAAAAUGCAAAGAAAAAAAUUUCAGGUGAAGGCCUUUUUUUUAGUAGUUUUGUAAGAAAUACAUAAUGUUGUUUGAGGUUCUGGUGAGAAUGAAGUAUGAUAUUGCAGUAACAUAUUUAUUGAAAACAUUUAACUGCCAAGAAUUUUUGGGGAAAACCCUUAAUGAUUAAAUUCAUCUAUUAGCGCUCACAAAAAAUAGGAGUUGAAAUGCCAGUUGACUGCUCUUUACAAAGUGGUAGUUAGACUCACAAUUCUCCCAAGAUCUUUAAAAAGAUUGAAAAAGCAAUGAUUACCUUAAAUAAGCCAAGCAGGUUUUUUUUUUUUUUGGGGGGGGGGGGGGGUUGGUUUUCUUUGUAUGUGUGUGUUUUUGAUUUUUCUGUAAAGUGUUCCCAGUGUCUACAGAUCAUUUCCAAAAGUAAAAACAUACAGAUCAGUUCCACUAUUAAAGAGAGUUUGGACUCUUAAGUCUUGGAAGUUUUACCACUACAGAAAAUAUUGUUACAUUUCAGUUUGUAGACUUGUACAUCAGAAUUUAAAUAAGGUAAAGGCCUCCUAACUGGAGAUUUGUGCUGGUCUGUACAAUUCAUCUUUAUGGUAGGCUUUGAGUUCCACUAGGUAGUGAACAAUGACCUCAUUUUAUUUUCUUUACGUAUUACGUAUUUUAAAUGUUAACAUUGUUAGUUUAUUUUUGUUCGGUAGGUGUGUGUUUGCACUGCUAAUUUUUAUGUUUUGUGUUUUUUAUAUUACUUCAGAGCCCUUUAAAUCUGGGCCCUUGUAGCCCAUUUAAUGCUGUGAAUUACUGUUUGUCAAAUGUGGGUGGGGGUUGUUUUAAUAUUUUUGUUGGAUAUCAUUAGCAAUGCUAUUUUAUUUAUUGGUCUACCUUUUAGAUCCUUGAAAAUAACUCAGAAUGAUUUUGAUACAAAAGACAAAGGGAAAUGUAUUGUGAAAACAAGCGGAAUUUGCUGAGCUCAUAAUCAUUUACUUAACAUUUAUUUUGUCUACAAAGUGAAAGGCAAAAUAUUUUAUUAGAUAGCUGAUUUGGUAGAAUAGUUGUAUUAUUUCUACUACAAUUCUUUCUGAUUUAUCUACUCUCUCAUGUCAGUUAGAUUUCAGACUUUUUGGCUUCGGGGAGCAAAUUCCAGACUCUCCCAAAACUGGAAGUAGUUUGUUUCUCCACUUUGAUAGAAAAUCUAAUUAACAAUGAGCAAUGAUCUCGAGACUAAUCUUAUACCAAUGUAAAUCAGGAGUAGCUUCAUUGAAAUUGCAGGUAAAUUAGUAUAAAUUAAAUCAGAAACAAGCUUCAAAUCUCCAGCGCCCCAAGUAAAUUUGUAACAGCUCAAAUAAUUGUUUUACUUAAAAUAAGCCAGUUACAGCCAAUCUUAAACUGUACUUUGAUUUUUUUUGCUGCUACAGAAAAAGUCAGCUGUUUUGACUCAGCUGACAUUGUUCCUAUGAGAUAUUGUAAUACUUGUUCCAUCCACUGUUCUAAAUGACAGCCAAGCCUGAGUGUUAUUAACUUCCCAAUUAGCUCCUCUUGCCCUUAAUGCCUUUCCUGCCUGUGUAGCUAAUCUAAUUGUGCUAGUCAUAGUCAUACACAAUUAGUUUAGUAACAGUCAUCAAAAUGUACCAUGAACGUUAAUGGUGAGCGCUGUUGAUCAGCACAGAUUUCUAGGAGCAUGGUUUGAUACUGAUUACUCGAAUUAUAAAGAUUCAAUAUUUGAGUGUAAAGAACACUCUACUUAAAUGAUGUUGUUACCCAUGACAACAUUCCCAAUCAUGACCUUUAUGGUAGUACUGCACUGCUGAAUAAAAUUCAAUGAAGAGUUAACAUUGGAGAUCACAUCCAUUUCCAAACCUAAACAGAUCCCCUUGCAUGCCUUCUCAAAGUCUUGUGCUGGGGCUGACUACAUUGUCUCUUUCCUUUAAUUCCAUCUCCUGUAGAGUUCACUCUGGUGAAUGGAUCCAACUGUGUAUAUGGGGUUUUUUUAACUGUCUAUAGUAGCUUAUAUGGUUUAGGAGCCUUCCCGUACUCAUUUGCUAAGAUCUAGUAGUUUUGUUAAUGGAAUUUUCCACCCUUCCCAGUGCAAGAAAUUCAGCUGUAAGGAACUAUUACUGUGCAUUUUUGAAAUUUCUGUCAUAUGCCUCUUUAUUCAUCUGUCACCGGAGGUUCUUGCUCAGUGAUAACAUUUUGAGAGAAAUGGUAAUUUUUUUGGUCUGGAUUUAUUAGAAAAGGAAAAACUAUAAUGGUUACACUGAAAGAAACUGUAAGCUUUCAUCUUUUCACUUAAUAAUUGAACAAAAACACAAAGCAACCUAGUGAUAAGCAUUUCUUUGAAUGCAAUUCUGUUAUUCACCUGAUUUAAAAUGUUUGAUAUUUAAAAAAAAUCUGUUUGUUGUGACUUUACAAAAAAAAAAUCAAAUAACUAAAUAAAAAGGCCGCAUAAAAAUAUUGAAAAGAAAGGAAAAAAGGGAAAGAAAAAAAAAAGCUUCUCUGCACUUAACUAGCUAGGCGCUCCAGAUGGCAGGAGCUAUCCAUAAAAUUCAUUCAAGACUGGGCUGUAAUCACAACAUUAGAAGAGCAAUUAUGAAGUACAAUAUGCUUUCACAUGUUUGCAUGCAGCCAUGUAUCUUCCAAACUAUGGAAAGAAACAGUCUUGUUGCCAGCUGAGAAGCACCUCACACACUCCUCUCUCUUGUUCUGAAUGGUGUUUGUGUCAGUCUGCAGCUGUGUAUGGUAAUAUGUCUUAUAAUCCUGCAUCACUUCUAUUCUAUCCAGUCAUAUCUAAUGUAGAAAAAUAGUUUCCAGUGAAAGUAAUAUGUAGUGCUUUUAUGAUAUUUGUGUGCAAUAUCCCCUCUUCCAUUGAGGAUAUUUGAUGUAAAGGAAACAAACUCAGUUCCACAAUAAAAUACAAAAGUAAUGAA
Messenger RNA from Caretta caretta (loggerhead turtle), 11968 nucleotides. It is a transcript of the gene MAP1B, whose product is annotated as microtubule associated protein 1B. Gene Ontology annotation, cellular component: neuronal cell body; microtubule associated complex; cytosol. Gene Ontology annotation, biological process: dendrite development; regulation of microtubule depolymerization; microtubule cytoskeleton organization. Gene Ontology annotation, molecular function: microtubule binding; actin binding. NCBI's taxonomy places the organism in Eukaryota, Metazoa, Chordata, Testudines, Cheloniidae. The record is from RefSeq and is a predicted model, not a curated record.